UCCACUUGGGCCGCCUCUCUGGCAGAGCCGCCUUGCCUGGAAUAAUUCCCGGAGCGCCUCUUGAGGAUGGCCACCAAGAUCGACAAAGAAGCCUGCCGAAGGGCCUACAACCUGGUGCGGGAUGACAGCACGGGGGUCAACUGGGUGACAUUUAAGUACGACGGCUCCACCAUCAUCCCAGGACACAACGGGGUGGAUUACGAAGAAUUUAUAGGGCAGUGUACAGAUGACAUUCGGUUGUUUGGCUUCAUCCGGUUCACCACUGGAGACACCAUGAGCAAACGAGUCAAGUUUGCACUGAUCACCUGGAUAGGGGAGAACGUCAGUGGCCUUCAGAGAGCUAAAACAGGGACCGAUAAGACCCUCGUGAAAGAAGUUGUACAGAAUUUCGCCAAAGAGUUUGUGAUCAGCGAUCACAAGGAACUGGAUGAGGAUUACAUCAAGGGUGAAUUGAAGAAAGCUGGAGGGGCGAAUUACGAUGCUCAAACGGAAUAAACCCGGAAGAGGAACAGGCCAUGCCUCCUGCAGCCACCCUGAAUAGAUGUGCCACCGAAGGAGGCGGGAAAGCACAAUUUACCUGUGAAAAUAAAACUGGAAGAUAAUUUGAGGCAAGUGUGAGAAGGAAGUUGCUUCAUUUAAGGCUUCCCUGAAGCUCAUCUCCAGAAAUGGACCUUGAUUUU
Molecule: messenger RNA, 680 nt
Organism: Notechis scutatus (mainland tiger snake)
Lineage: Eukaryota; Metazoa; Chordata; Lepidosauria; Squamata; Elapidae
Gene: COTL1
Product: coactosin like F-actin binding protein 1
Biological process (GO): regulation of actin filament polymerization
Cellular component (GO): cortical actin cytoskeleton; actin filament; site of polarized growth
Molecular function (GO): actin filament binding
Source: RefSeq, a predicted model, not a curated record